AUGCGCACAACGAUUGCAGCCCCGGGAGGCUGGUCGGACCGGAAGAUCCGAGAAGCUCCAGCGCGUUCGCCUGACGUGACUCGCUCUGGGGGCGGGUUCAGUCGCUGGGGUUCCAGUACCAUUGGUCCGGAGCCCCGCAGUAACCAGGGGAACUGCAAACAGUGUAGCAGAUGCUUCCGGUUCGAGUACCCGGAACCGCCGCCUCUAGGGAUGGACGGAACGAACGUGAGUGGGGCUGACUGCCCAGUGGAGUACAGCUACUGGAACCUGCUGGACACCUGGGGUUACACUAAGGACAUGGUGACAGACUUUGAUGAGAAACAUGAUGAGUAUUUAAUAUUGCUUCAGCAGAGGAAUCGGAUAUUAAAGCAUUUGAAAAGCAAGGACCCUGUGCAGUUGAGGCUGGAACACUUGGAGCAGGGCUUCUCUGUGUACGUCAACGGGGCCAAUUCUGAGCUGAAGACGUCGCCACGCAAAGCCAUCCACUCUGACUUCUCCAGGAGUGCCUCACAUGCGGAGGAGACUCACGAUUAUGGACGAAGGGCCCUGUUUAAAGAAGCUGAAGAAGCCUUAAGACGUGGCUCCAGGACGGCCCCCAGCAAAGUCCAGCGCCGCGGAUGGCACCAGAAAUCUGUGCAAAUCAGAACAGAAGCUGGCUCACGGCUCCACAUCGAACCACCUCUGGACGUUUCUGAAGCUUUUGAGCCAGAUGGGGAUGUGACUAUCAAGGCAAAGGAGGAAACUUCUGGGGAUCAUCCACAGGAGCUGAGAAAAAGCUUGGAGCUUACUGUAAAUCUACAAAAACAACAAAAGGAUUGUUCCAGUGAUGAGUAUGACUCCAUUGAAGAAGAUGUGUUCUCUGAGCCUGAACCUGAGGGUCAGGUGCUGGUGAACACCUCCAGAGAUGAUCCCCUUCUUUCAAGUGGGGACUCAGUACAGAGGGACUUCCCUGAGGACCAGGAGACGGAAGGACGCCCUCCCCAGGGCCCAGACACCCUGGUGACACUGGCAUUUAACACAGCUUCCACAAGUAGUAAAAGGGAAAGACACUUGUCUGCUAAACGGAAGGACAAUGCUGAAGUCUUCAUUCCCAGCAAAUCAGAGGCAGCCCUGAAUCACCAGCCCCCCGCCACACUUCCAGACCAUGAGAGGACCCACUCCAGACCUGGAAGCCGAUGGGAGAGACCCCUGUCAGCAUCCCGAAAAGCAGUGCAAGAGACGGAGGACCGGGAGGAAGAUGCCUCGGCCGUGCUCCGAGCCAUCCAGGUGGAGAAUGAAGCCCUGCAGAAGGCGCUCCAACGCAGAAAGGCUGAGCUGCCAGCCAGCCAACUGCAGGAUGCUGAGGAACCAGCAGCCAAGCCCUGGGCCAGCCUGCUGAAGGACAAGGAAGAGAUGCUGUCCUUGGAGCUGCCUCCCAUUGCCUUGGGAACCUCCACGCAGGAGCCGGGGUCGGAGCCAUCCAGGGAAGCAGGGGGAGAUAGAGGCAGCAAUGAAGCCACCGAUAGACUUGGCCUUUUGGGAAGCAGACAGCAGCAGAAGCUUCUGAAAGUCCCCCAGGCCACCGACAGUGACUCUGCCCACCUCAGCCAAACGAUUUUACCGACUGAGGAACAAGGGCCGCAUCCAGAGGGUGAGCUGAGGAUGAAAGCAGAAGAGAUGAAGGAUGCCAUCUUUGUGACCAUGGAAAUCCUGUCCAACUGGGGCAGCACAGCAUGGGUGGGGCUCACGGAAGUUGAGUUCUUUGACCUGAAAAAUAGCAAGCUUUAUGUGUUGCCUCACGAUGUAGACAUUCUGAAUGCAGACAUGCCUGGGGACCUGGGCCGUCUCGUCAACCGGAACUUGGCUAGCAAGAAGGACCUCGCCUUGUGGACCUGCCCCUUCCAGCCGCCCCUCCAGCUCUCCUUUAUUAUCCGCAACACAAGACAGCUGCGCGACUUUGGGCUAGCCACGAUCAAGGUCUGGAACUACUGGUCAGCUGAUGGCGAUCUUGACAUUGGUGCCAAGAACGUGAAGUUGUAUGUCAACAAAAGCCUUGUCUUUGAUGGCAAAUUAGACAAAGGUGGCGGAGAGGCUCCAGCUGACCAGAGCAUCGCAGUGGACCUGAAGACUGAGAAGGAUGAGUGGACACAGAAUGCCGCCAGCGCUGACUCAGAAGAGAACAAAGAUGCCCACAAGCUGGCUGGUGCAGAUGGGGACCAAGAGCUCAGUCUCAAUUAUGCGCUACCAGCUGGAGCGUUAUUGGAUGUGAAGGUUUCUUCACAGGGAAGUUUAUUUGGUGAAAGGAGGAAUUCUACUAAUUGCAUGAAGGACAGUUUACCUGAAUUAGAGAAAGGCUUAAGAAUGUUAACAGUCCCCAUGUUGAUGGGUGAUGUCCCCAGUGACCCUCCUCCCUCCCCGCCUUUGAAAUGCCCUUCUGUUAAUGAGGACCUCUCUCUAAUCCAACAACUGGAAAACGUCACAGGCAGGAAAAUCUCUGAGCCACCAGGCAAAACCCCAUCCUGGUUACAGCCUUCUCCCAAAGGGAAAGACAAGAAGUCCAAACCACUUUGGCUUAGUCCUGAGCAGCGGCUGGACUGGAAAGGCCAGCUUCCACCGCAAGAUGGUGUUGGUGUGGGUCCUGGAGAGACGGAGACUGAGUGGGCAAACAGUUGGAGUGUCAUCGCAGGGGACAGGCUCCAGAGGAUAAGCCCCAGGGUAUCUGGAGACGAUCUAGACAUCUUCAACCUGCCUUCCAACAGAGAGCGUCCUGCGAGUGGGAGGAGAGGCCCACGGAAGGAUGCCCUCAGUGGUAGUCAUGAUGAUGACCAGCCAGCCAGCAGAGAAAAUGCCUUGUCCACUCAGAUGCUGCCGCGGUCCUGGUGGCGCAGCAAGCAGGAGCACAUGCUGUACGAGUCGUGGAACUCCCUCAGCGCCUUCGACCUCUCUCAUCGGGGGCGCAUCUCCAAUACAGAGUUCCAGGGGGACAUCCUAGAUGAGUUCCUGCAGCAGCAGAAAGGUAGCCGGCAGAGUGAGCUGCCGCCCUCUGGCAAGGGGGGAAUGCCAGAGCCGCUGCAGGCCCAGGAUGGCUGUCCUUUAGAGACAGACAAUGACAGCGACUUUAAAAUCCCCGUCCUGCCCUAUGGACAGCACUUGGUCAUCGAUAUCAAGUCAACGUGGGGGGACCGACACUACGUUGGCCUUAAUGGAAUAGAAAUAUUCAGUUCCACGGGCGAACCAGUGCAGAUUCUGAGCAUUCAAGCAGACCCCCCUGACAUCAACAUUUUACCAGCAUAUGGAAAAGACCCCCGUGUGGUCGCCAACCUCAUGGAUGGGGUGAACAGGACUCAAGACGACAUGCACGUCUGGCUGGCGCCCUUCACACCAGGCAAGCCCCACUCCAUUACCAUCGACUUCACAUACCCCUGCCAAGUGGCCCUGAUCAGGAUUUGGAAUUACAAUAAAUCACGGAUCCAUUCCUUCCGCGGUGUGAAAGACAUCAUGAUGCUCUUAGACGCACAAUGCAUCUUUAUGGGAGAAAUCGCCAAGGCCUCCGGAACUCUGACAGGAGCCCCAGAGCACUUUGGGGACACAAUCUUGUUCACAACCGAUGAUGACAUUCUUGAGGCCAUCUUCUGUUCUGAUGAGACAUUUGACGUGGAUGUGGAGAGUGUCUGCAGCCUGCAGUAUGACGAGGCCCUGAGGAGACCCAGCACAGCCAAUGGCGAGGACGAUGACCAGGACAGGCCCUUCACCCAGGCCGGCCUCUGGGCUGAAGACCCGGUCCUGGAACCAGAGCUAUCACCCAGCCCUCCUGUCCCUGAAGUCACCACGCCAGAGCCGGGCAUUUACCAUGGGCUCUGUCUUCAGUUGAAUCUCACUGCCUCCUGGGGAGACCUGCACUACGUGGGGCUCACAGGCCUGGAGGUGGUGGGCAAAGAUGGCCAGGCACUGCCUAUCAGCCUGCACCAGAUCUCUGCCUCGCCCAGAGACCUGAAUGACCUUCCCGAGUACAAUGAUGACUCCAGGACCCUGGAUAAGUUAAUCGAUGGAGCUAACAUCACGAUGGAGGAUGAGCACAUGUGGCUGAUCCCCUUCUCACCGGGACUGGACCACGUGGUCACCAUCCAGUUCGACCGAGCCCAGAGUAUUGCAGGCCUGCGCUUCUGGAACUACAAUAAAUCUCCCGAGGACACCUAUCGAGGGGCCAAAAUCAUCCAUGUCACUCUGGACGGCUUAUGCAUCUCCCCCCCAGAGGGCUUCCUCAUCCGGAAGGGACCAGGCAACUGCCACUUUGAUUUUGCUCAAGAAAUCCUCUUUGUGGACCACCUGCAGCCACGGCUGCUGCCCCCACCAGCCAGGAGGCUCCACACAAAGAAGAGCCAGGAGCUUGCCAGUAUGGACUACGAGGCGCCAGUGAUGCCAUGCGGCUGUAUCCUCCUCUCUGCCUAG
Chrysochloris asiatica (Cape golden mole) is the source of this 4428-nucleotide messenger RNA. RefSeq names its product KIAA0556 ortholog. The record is from RefSeq and is a predicted model, not a curated record. The transcript is spliced from 22 exons. NCBI's taxonomy places the organism in Eukaryota, Metazoa, Chordata, Mammalia, Afrosoricida, Chrysochloridae. Bases 1 to 4428 code for a protein of 1475 amino acids.